AUGGCUAUUGAUAAGGAAAUUGAAACGGAGACUGAGGUAGUAUCAGAUACACAGUCCAAUUCCGAUAGUAGCUUCUCUUACAAUGGGGUGAUGGAUACCGAUGAUGAGCAUGAGUGCAUUGUGAAUGUUGUCUCUAUGGUGAGUGAGUUUUAUUAUGAUACUUGGGUUCACAAAGAACCCAAACACACCAUGGACUGUACGAAAGCAAUGUACACAAGGUCUCUCCUUGAAGGACACGAUGACCGAUUGUAUGAACUUUGUCGUAUGGACAAAGAUGUAUUUAUACGAUUGUGCAAUACUUUGAAAGAGUGCAGCCUCAUUGCAAACAGUGGGGAUAUUUCAGUGGAGGAACAACUAGCCAUUUUCCUUCAUAUUGUUGGACAUAAUGAGAGGAAUCGGAUGAUGCAAGAGCGGUUCGAACAUUCCGAUGAGACAAUUAGUUGCUUUUUCAAUGACAUGCUGAUGAAUUGCAUAGGAGCUAUUGAUGGGACACACAUAUCAGCAUGGGUCCCUACUGAUAAGCAAACACCGUACUGGCAUAGAAAAGGGCCUUGCACACAAAAUGUAAUGGCCGCAUGUGAUUUCAACAUGCGGUUUACACUUGUUCUUGCUGGAUGGGAGGGAACCGCAAAUGACUAUCGCAUAUUUGCUGACGCUAUGCGUAAGUAUUAUGUUGUUGAUUUUGCGUACCCCAACAUUGCUGGCUACAUGGCACCGUACCGUAAUACACGGUACCACUUGCUUGAUUUUCGAAGGGGAGGACAACCUACAACAAAGGAAGAGUACUUUAAUAAUGCCCAUGCCUCCUUGAGAAGUGUUAUCAAGCGAAGUUUCAGUGUAUUAAAGGCUCAAUUCCCUAUUCUGAAGUGUACGCCAUGCUAUCCAUUAAAGACACAACGGUUAAUGGUUGUGGCUUGCAUGGCAAUACACAACUUCAUCCGGGACAACCAGGACAAAGACACCCUAUUUAAUGAGUUUGAGAAUGAUGAAGAGAUCGAAAUUCAACAUCUGUCUGAAACAAAUGGUGAAGGUUUCAAUGAGGUUGCUAUCGAUGAUGUGGUUCAACAACAAGAAAUGUUGUUGCUUAGGCAACAACUUGCAGAUGCAAUAUAUGCUGACCAAAAUCGGCCACCAUUGAGGAGGCGUAGAUCAACAUAA
This is a messenger RNA of Nelumbo nucifera (sacred lotus), 1158 nucleotides long. Lineage: Eukaryota; Viridiplantae; Streptophyta; Magnoliopsida; Proteales; Nelumbonaceae. The record is from RefSeq and is a predicted model, not a curated record.